AAUAAUUAUUACAAUACUGACCCCUAUAAGAUGUUCUUAUGCUGAAACUCUUGCCUGAUAGGGAGAGCCUUUUAGGACAACAAAAAAACACAUUGCACAUUACAAAUUAGCUCUAAUAUAUUUUUAAUUCCAUGCAUCAAAAUCCUAAAUGCUCCCCCAAGUAGGCUGGUUAUUUGUCCUCCUUAAAAUAUGACACCUUUAAUUAAAUAUUAUGAAGAAGUGAAACUUUAACUCUCGCCACCAGGUGGUAGCAGAGUUCUAGAGGAGAGGAAGGAAAACUACCAGAGCCUUGCAGUGGGUGGAAAGGAGUUCCCCAAAAACUUCUGUUUGGAACAUGCUGUAAUUUAUUCUAAUAUCGCACCUGCAGAUAACACCGACUCAAAACAACAAACAGUAUGUAGACAUCCUGUUAUAAACCAAUAAUGCAUGAAUUAUUAGUGCAUUCAAUAUAUCCGGAUUCUAGUUUGCCUCUAUAGUCUAGCCGUUUCAUAAUCUCGACAUACUGUUGCACAUGUCCCUGACAAAUGAAUGAUUGAAUGAAAAAUAGCAAUACAUAGGUAUAAUAUACGAUAAUAAUUAUACAUAAUUCAGUUGUAGCGUUCCCUUAAAAGUAUUAUCAGCUGAUGCAAAACAUCAACGAAAAAAAACAAACCAACAGUUAUUCCUAGUCUGUAUAUGACAUGUUAUACAACCAAAACCUUUUACUUAAAAAAUGCGCGGAAAAAACCAUAAGCACACACUUUUUUUUUGUGCAUUUAUUUUGCCUAUUUGCUUCAGGGUGUAAGUUAAUUCGGUCUGCGGGUCAACUGAGCGCUUAUUGUGUUUGUAGGAGUUCAGAAAGGGGACAGAUGGGAACUCAUGCCAAGGCUCAUUUGCAUAAUUUAUUCUAGCGUCAGGUGACGUCAGGAGACAGUUCAGCUAUAAGUGUCUCCGGUGGCAAAAAUAGAAUCAGUCGCCUGAAACCGAACGUGGCUCAUAUCACCCGACAUCAACCUAGAGCAACUCACGACAGAAGCAACCGAAUCGAGUCGUGCAGUCAGUCGAGUGAUUAAGCUGAAUACAGUAACCCCGGAUUUUUAUCUAUAGGUAGAUUAAUCUACUCAACCAAUCGCAAACGUGGCGAGAAGCAUUUUCCAAACGGGUCUGGUGCUGAACAUGAGUACGGAGAUCUUCCAAACGCCAAUGGAGGUUGCUGUCUAUCAGUUGCAUAACUUCAGCAUCUCCUUCUUCUCCUCGUUAGUAGGAGGAGAUGUGGUGUCUGUAAAACUCGACAACAGUGCCUCGGGUGCUAGCGUUGUUGCCAUUGACAACAAGAUAGAACAGGCAAUGGAUCUGGUGAAGAACCACCUGAUGUACGCGGUCAGAGAGGAGGUAGAGAUCCUCAAGGAGCAGAUCAGAGAGCUGGCUGAGAAGAACAAUCAGCUAGAACGUGAGAACAGCCUUCUGAAGAACCUGGCCAGUCCAGAACAGAUGGAGAGCUUCCGGGAACGGGUUCCUUCCGAGUCCGACCCCGACGCUCUGGUCCCCCUGCAGCUGGACAACCAGUACCAACUCCAGCAGUACCAGCAACAAGCCCAGAUGGGACUCCGUAACCCUGACCAGUCCUGCCCCAUCAGCGCUGGCUCUGCUGUAUAAGUGGCUCUGCCUUGGAACUCCAGUUGUAAACUAAUCGUCGCUGCCAACUUCAGUGAAGCUGUCUGUAACAGAUGAUGAAACACAAUUGACGAACGAAGCACGUGAAAAGACGCUCUAACUAGCGGCUGUAGGCUGAGGCUAUUAGCUAUGAUAAGCCCGUCCUACGACAUCUAGACUAUUUCUCUUUAGACAAAAGCGCUAAACGAGAGGGCUCAUGUAGCCAGCCGGAGAGCGCUCGCAUUGGGACAGAGGGGAGGCUCCGGCCUUCUGGGGCCAGGAGGGCCAACCCUUCAGCCAUUCUCUACCACCCCUGCUACAGAGGGGGGAGAGGGCUAAGAGACAGGGCUGGCCCGGGGACCUGAUCCUGGGGAUGCCUCUCCACGCCAGAGUGGCCCGUCCUCCAUUUUACCUCUCCUGGUCCAGCCAAGGAAAAAGGAGAUCUUCUCCAAGACAGACAGAGAGACGGCCCUCCAGUCUCCACUAGACCGCCCAUGUGGAUUUCUUCUUCUAACUUCUGAUAGUACAAGCUCUGAGGAGUCCGUCCGAGAAUAUCUCAACCAUCUUAUGACUGUUCCCACCUAUCACCAUCUGCUGAUAUUCUCUGUCAAUAUUCCUUAAGAAGCAACAUGUCAAAAGGAAACCAAACCUGAGCUCCAGCAGAAAGAGUAGAGGGGAAAGAGGAUCUAGGAGAUGCUGGACUGUUGCUGGGAGAGAGAGAGAGAGGCCUGUUGCUUCUCUAUCUCAACCUCACUGGUGAUAACUGAUUACCGUAAUCAUGAUUCAGAACAUCAUUGCUUGUAUUAUCUGCAGUUAGGGGUGUGCUGCUUAUGGGGGAAAAUCCUGCUAAUUUACACUUUGUUUUGUGAUUCUGAACAAAGUGGAAUACUUAAUAGGAGCAUUGUAACUGUUCAGUUUAAAUGAUUUAUUAUGGGGAUGGAAGUAUCUACUACCCAUUUUGCCUAGCUCUGUCCAUUCUACUAACGUGUUCAGAGUAGUGGGCUGGAGAUGAAUUUGACCGGCUGAUGUUCUAAAGGCUGCGAAUGCAAUCCUGACCUGGCAGACGUGUUCUGUUCAGAUGCCAACCUCAACUUGAAUCAAUGGCAUGACCGUAGCGCCUAUCUCCAGAGGAAUACCAUAUUUCCACAAUGGACUUUGUGUUUUCUAACUACCAAAGACUUUUGUCUCAUUACUACUCCAAACUAAACCAAGCAACCCGGACCAUGUGUACAUCGUUCACAGGGAGAACUCUUGUUAGCAGUAAUGUUUUUUUGCUAAACGUUGGGUAUCGUUGCUGUAUUGUGUCCAUGAAACAGGUGUAUAUAUAUAAAAAAAAAUGAUUUAAUGGAUGCAAAAUGCACAUUUGCAAUAAACCUUAUGUUUACACUAAA
This is a messenger RNA of Coregonus clupeaformis (lake whitefish), 3023 nucleotides long. It is a transcript of the gene tsc22d3, whose product is annotated as TSC22 domain family, member 3. The transcript has 3 exons. Gene Ontology annotation, biological process: regulation of transcription by RNA polymerase II. Lineage: Eukaryota; Metazoa; Chordata; Actinopteri; Salmoniformes; Salmonidae. The record is from RefSeq and is a predicted model, not a curated record. Bases 1156 to 1635 code for a protein of 159 amino acids.